This is a messenger RNA of Clonostachys rhizophaga, 999 nucleotides long. The record is from the annotation of a GenBank genome assembly. NCBI's taxonomy places the organism in Eukaryota, Fungi, Ascomycota, Sordariomycetes, Hypocreales, Bionectriaceae.
AUGCCGCCGAAACAACAUACACCACCCGAUCUUCCUCCUAUGAAGGACCUCACCAUUGAGAACAUCACUGAUAAUGUCCACACAAUCAAUUCCAAAUGCCCAGAUCCACGAUUACAGUUCCUCCUUCAGAGGCUAGUGAACCACCUACAUGAUUUCGCAAGGGAAACACGACUUAGUGUGGCUGAGUGGGAGAAGGCUAUUGAGUUUCUUGUCGACGUUGGCAAGAUCAGCACUGAUGUUCGCCACGAAUUCGUCCUCUUAUCCGACGUUCUUGGUUUAUCGCUGCUAGUCGACGGGAUCAAUCAUCCCAAGCUCAAGAACUCAACCGAGGGCACAGUCCUCGGCCCGUUCCACACUCUGGAUGCGCACCAUGUUGAGCAUGGCCACCAAAUCUCACACGAUCCGGAAGGCGAGCCCCUAUUUGCCUUCUGUACUGUUAAAGAUACAAAAGGGCGUCCAAUUCCAAAUGUGGCGGUCGAUGUAUGGGAAACAGACUCCAAAGGUUUCUAUGAUGUGCAAUAUGAGGACCGGACCACGCCAGACGGCCGUGCCAUUGUGGAAAGCGACGAAAACGGAAUAAUCCAGUUCAAAGCUAUUGUCCCUGUGCCUUAUCCUAUUCCUAACGAUGGGCCCGUUGGAAAGCUUCUGGAGCGCUUAAAUCGCCACUGUUAUCGCCCAAGCCACAUGCAUUUCAUGUUCAAGAAGGAAGGCUUUGAUCGGCUCAUUACAGCUCUUUACCUCCGGGGAGACCCCUUCGAGACUUCGGACGCCGUAUUUGGUGUCAAGGAUUCGCUGGUAAUCGAACUUGGUAAGGUUGGGGAUGUUGAAGGUCUAGCAGAUAAAUAUAAAGUAUCACCAGAUACAAAGCUGCUACGGUAUGAUUUCGUUCUGAUAACGGAGGAGGAAGCAAAGCAAGUACAAGAAGAAGAGGCUUGGAAAGAGGCAAAGCGUCAGGACUGCCAUCUGAAGGUUGUCAACGGUCUCAUCGUUCCAGAGUAG